UUUGAGAACGGCUAAAUAACGGAAUCCUCACGUGGUUGGACGGCACCGCACCCGAUGGACAAUUUGACAUUUGGCCCACAAUAGGGUCGAAAUUUUUGACGGUCAAGUGUGCAGCCAUCCGCCUUGUCUGGAUUUGAAAUCGUAGCCAAAUGCUCGAGGAAUGAAUCCAUUUAACCACCUGUUUUCUUCCUUCCUUCCUUUGGACACCUAUCGGAUCCCUUCAUGUGGCCAUUUGAGGACUCUGUACCGGAGAUCACAGCUCAGGAUGCAGUGAAGAGGCAAGACUACGAUUACAUUAUCGUUGGAGGUGGUACUGCUGGCUGUUGCCUAGCAUCACGCUUGAGCGAAGAUCCAUCGGUCACAGUACUCAUAAUCGAACUUGGAAAUGUUGCCGACUCUUGGGCCUCCAAAGUUCCUGUCAUUUCGGCAAACCCUCAUAGGAGCGGUUCACAAGCCGCUCGCUGGAAAGCCUUGCCAUUGUCGAACGUUGACUCCCGGGUACUUGACGUCGUUCGUGGCGAGGCUCUGGGAGGGUCCUCCCGUGUGAACGCGAUGGUUUAUACUCGCGGCGCACCGGGUGACUAUAAUCGCUGGAAGGAAAUGGGCCAUCCGAGUUGGGGUUACGAUCAGCUUGAACCUUACUUUGUCAAAUCAGAGAAGACAUUAAGCCAACCUCCUUCGAGUUUCCGUGGAGGCCAAGGUCCAUGGGAAAAUCGAACAUUCAAGGAUUUACCCUAUCGAAUCCUCCACCAUGUCGCAAGUGCUACAAGUAGUCUUGGGAUCCCUGGAGUCGCCGAUAUCAACUCUCCGCACGCCCCAGCGGUUGGGUAUGCCACAUUGGACGUCGCCACUGACCGUAAGAUGUACCGUGCCUCGACCUAUCGAGCCUUCCUCCCGCCGUCAUUGACGCAAGAGCGGAAGUCACGACUAUUCAUCUGCACCAAUUCUCAAGCAACUCUCAUACGGUUCUCCAGCUCAACCUCUGGGAGGCCUAAGGCCGAAGGUGUUCAUUUCCAGGACGUUAAAUCUGAUUCCGAUGCGACACAAAGCUACUUUGUCAAGGCUAGAAAAGAGAUAGUUCUUUGUUGCGGAGCCGUUGGUUCGCCUCACCUUUUGCAAUUGAGUGGCGUCGGACCCAAGGCGCAUUUGAUCUCCAAGGGGAUUAAAGUGGUACGGGAUAUGCCAGGUGUCGGCACUAACCUGCAAGACCAUGUUGGGCUACCGGUCAUGUAUGAGAUUCCUCUCAACGAUUCUCUCCAUGUCCUCGAAAGGAGCACCUGGGUUGCUCUCACGGAACUACUUAAAUAUGUCGUGACUGGUCGCGGUAUUUUUUCGUUACCUUUCAUGCAGACAUCCCUUUUCGUUCCCUCCCAGCUUCUCGAUGAAAACUCUUGCGUGGUCCACACCGACAAGACGAAGCUGGAUUCAUCCCUGCCGGCAAACACUCCAGACAUUGAAAUCAUGCCCAUUGCCUUCCGUUGCUCUGACGACGACGUCGUCACCAAAGAAGGGAUCUUUUCCUUCUUGACGGCCCAUAUCCGGCCCAAGUCCUUCGGUAGUGUCCGUUUGGCAUCAGCAUACCCGCUCGAUCGUCCUGCAGUCGAUCUCGGCUUCCUCUCAAACCCGGAAGACUACUUGGUUUUGAGGAAAUGUGUUCGCCUCGCGUUACGCCUCGCGGAACAGGUUCGGAGCCAGGGUUAUCCUCUCAAGGACCUACAAGUCCCCGAAACGGAGAACGACGCUGACAUCGACCGCUUCAUUCGUAAAAAUCUACGAACUUCCUAUCACUACUCUUCCACUUGCCGUAUGGGAGCUGAACAUGAAGUUGACCGUCCCGGAGUGGUCGAUGAUGAGUUGAGGGUACAUGGAAUAGAUGCACUACGAGUCUGUGAUGCCUCGGUUUUCCCUGAAAUCAUUGCCGCACACACAAUGGCUCCUACGGUGGUCGUAGCAGAGAAAUGUGCAGAUAUGAUGAAGGCUGCCGCUGUUGGAAAAAAAAUCUGAUAGUUUUGUUACGCUGAUUCUAGUUUUCAGAGUCUCAAGGUUUUACGUAGAUAGUUAUAUAUUCUACUGCAGAUCCAUACUUCUAUUACUUAAAGGCUGAUAAUACCUUUGUGUGCAUGAGGGACAGGUAUCUAUACAAACCAUUUUCGUCAAGUGGGCG
Messenger RNA from Marasmius oreades (fairy-ring Marasmius), 2164 nucleotides. RefSeq lists its product as uncharacterized. The coding region runs from base 223 to 2004 and encodes 593 amino acids. Gene Ontology annotation, molecular function: oxidoreductase activity, acting on CH-OH group of donors; flavin adenine dinucleotide binding. The record is from RefSeq and is a predicted model, not a curated record. The transcript is spliced from 7 exons. Lineage: Eukaryota; Fungi; Basidiomycota; Agaricomycetes; Agaricales; Marasmiaceae.